This is a messenger RNA of Panicum virgatum (switchgrass), 1618 nucleotides long. RefSeq names its product glycine-rich RNA-binding protein 5, mitochondrial-like. The record is from RefSeq and is a predicted model, not a curated record. The transcript has 5 exons. NCBI's taxonomy places the organism in Eukaryota, Viridiplantae, Streptophyta, Magnoliopsida, Poales, Poaceae. Gene Ontology annotation, molecular function: RNA binding. The coding region runs from base 180 to 1343 and encodes 387 amino acids.
GUUCCAUGACCUCGCGACUAAACCCUGGAGGCCAUUUCCGGUGUAGGGUUUAGAGAGGGGCCGAGGGGGGGAUUCGAGAAGCCGCCGCUUCGCAACCGCGAGCCUGAGGCGGCGGUCGCGCCUGGCGAGGCAUCUAUUCCGGAGUACCUGCGGUUGGUUUCCAGCGAGGAAUUGGGGUAAUGGCUUUCACUAGUAGGAUUGGAAAUGUGCUCAGGACAACUUCAGUGCCUUCUAGCUUGCCUCUUCUUCAGGCAGUAAGAUGCAUGUCCUCUUCAAAACUUUUUGUUGCAGGGCUUCCAUAUGCCAUAGAUGACACCACUCUGAGGAAUGAAUUUUCAAGAUAUGGGGAUUUACUUGAAGCCCGAAUCAUCACUGAUCGGGAAUCCGGCUGCUCAAGGGGAUUUGGAUUUGUAACUUAUACAUCCAGCGAAGAAGCCUCAGCUGCAAUUACUGCCUUGGAUGGCAAGGAACUUCAAGGACGUCUUGUAAAGGUGACCCAUGCCAAUGACCGUGCUGGUGGAAUACGCGGAGGUGGUGGUUAUGGUGGUGGAGGUGGAUAUGCUACUGGUGGGUAUGGCGCUGGCGGUGGAUCUAGUUCUGGUGGGUAUGGCACUGGUGGUGGAUCUAGUUCUGGGGUUUAUGGUGGUAACAGCAGUCCGUAUGCCGGCAACAGUGGAUAUGGUGAUGGAGCUGGUGGCGGCAGCGGCUAUGGUAGCAACUACAACAAUGCUUCUGGUGGUGGAUAUGCUGGAAAUGGUUACAGUGAUGGAGCUACCAGUGGCAACUUCAACAGUGCUUCUGGUGGUGGAUAUGGAGGUGGUGGAAGCUUCGGUACCGGUAGCAAUCCUGGUGGGAGCACUGGUGGAUACAGUUCUCCGAACACCUAUGGUGCAGGCAACUACAACAGUGGAGCUCCCGGUGGCCGAAGCUUUGGUGAAUAUGGUGGCAGUUUUGGUAAUGGAGGUUUCGGUUCUGCUGCUGGCAAUCCUGGUGGAAGCACUGGUAGAUACAGUUUUCCAAGCACCUAUGGUGCAGGCAAUUACAACAAUGGAGCUCCUGGUGGCGGAAGCUUUGGUGCAUAUGGUGGCGGUUAUGGUAAUGGAGGUUUUGGUUCUGCUGCUGGUUCCAACAAUGGCAACAACAACUUUGCUGGGAAUCCGACUAGUGGCAGCAACUUUGCUCGAAAUGCGACUAGUGGCAGCUACAGUGGCCACAGCGGGGCUGGAGGAUUUUCUGGUGGUGGGGCUACAGGCUAUGGGGCUAACAAGCUGCAGUACAAUGGCCAAGAUGACCUGCUGGGUGACGACUACUUUGACUCCAAGGAAGCGGCAGAGCAUAGAUAAGAAUGCUGCAUCCUUUCUUCUCUCGCACGUUGCUGCAUAUUUUUUUGUUUAUCCUAGCUUGAUCCGAUAAGCCAUGAUGAUAGAGGAAAUAAAAACUUUGUCUGAGCUUAGUAGGGUAUAGUAGAGCACACGCUGCUUUAGUUCUUCGCAUUCUGUUUCCAGACAAGUUAUGUGAUAUUUUUUCACAUUGGUUGGAGUUACAUGCUCUUUUGUGAAGAAAGCUGUGGUUAAAUCCUCUUUUGAGAAGAAAAAAAUGACAUUAUUCGAGGAGUUAA